Messenger RNA from Closterium sp. Naga37s-1, 1920 nucleotides. NCBI's taxonomy places the organism in Eukaryota, Viridiplantae, Streptophyta, Zygnematophyceae, Desmidiales, Closteriaceae. The record is from the annotation of a GenBank genome assembly.
AUGACAUCCUACCUGUUCGCACAAUUCAUGUCGCGGCGAGCCAGUGACGUCAUGCGGGUUUUCUUUGUGCGGGAAAUGUGGGUCGGGGCAGCCGCGGAACCUCUAGCUCCGCUACAAGCUGCGAAAACGGGAAUCAGGAGAUUGCACCAAUCAGUGACAUCAGCGACGCCCUUAUCCCCCUCCUCUUCAUCAUCGCGCCGUUUCUCUUGGUUCUUGCCCGCUCUCGCCGGCGCACUGGCAGGCGGAGCGACGGCGGUAGCUGCGCUUCAUUCCCCUCAUGCGGAAGCGCCUUCCCGUCUUCCACUUCCAUCCGCUCAAUUCGCGCGAUCCGCUAUUCCCUUGUCCGCCUCUCCUUUCAACAGUUCACUCGAUUCCGCGCCCGCAUAUUCCACCCACCCCUCCCGGCCGUUAUCUCCGCUUGAAGCUACUGUCUCGCCUCGCGCAGGAUUCAUCCCGCGCUUGGUUCUCACCGCCGAUGCUUCCCCAACGGCUAUCCCCUUCCCCGGCCCCGACUCCCCGCCUUUGCCCGCGCCCUCCCCGCAUGGAUCCCUUCCCGCUCCCCGCAGCGUGGUUGAGGGGAUCAAACGGCUGCUCCCGGGGGAAGGGGAACCUGGGGGAAAGGCGGAGGCGCAGGGGGAAGGGGGGAAAGGGGUUAAGGAUGGGGACGGAGAGUGGACGAAGGAAGUUGAGAGAGGGAAACAGGGGGGGAGUGGGGUAGGGGUAAUGGCAGGGACGGGGCAGGGGGAGGCGGAUGCGAGGGAAAAAGGGGAUGCGGAUAGUGGUGGUGUGACGUGUGGGCGGGAUUGUUUGUCACGACAUGCCAUUGCUGACGCGGCUGCAAGGGCAGCGCCUGCUGUGGUCAAUCUGACAGUCAGUGUGGGCAGGGGCAUGUUCAGCGGGCAGGCGAUGGGGUCGGGCGCCAUAAUCCGCGCGGACGGGCUCAUUCUCACCAACGCUCACGUGGUGGCGGAGAUGGUCGACCCCUCCGCCUCCUCCGCGCCCUACUGGAGCUCCCGCGCCACGGUGAGUGAUGCUGUGGGGGGGGGCGCUCUGGGGGCACGGGGUGCUGGGGCGAAGGUAAGGAGAGCUACUGUGGCCGAGAUGGUCGACCCCUCCGCCUCCUCCGCGCCCUACUGGAGCUCCCGCGCCACGCUGCAGGUGACGCUGCAGGACGGACGCACGUUUGACGGCCACGUGCUGAGCUUUGACUCGCUCUCUGACAUCGCCCUCGUCAAGGUGUCGGCGCCGUCGCCGCUGCCGGUGGUGAAGCUAGGGUCGUCCAAGGCACUGCGCCCGGGGGACUGGGUGGUGGCGCUGGGGUCGCCGCUGCACCUCUCCAACACCGUCACUGCUGGCAUCGUCAGUUGUGUGGAUCGCAAGGGCACAGAGCUGGGACUGAGAGGAGGGCGAAUGGAUUACAUUCAAACAGACGCAGCCAUCAAUGCGGGCAACAGCGGGGGUCCGCUGGUGAAUCUGGACGGGGAGGUGGUGGGCAUCAACAACAUGAAGGCACUGGCAGCUGAUGGGGUCAGCUUCGCCAUCCCCAUUGACUCCGCUGUUCACAUCCUCGACCAGCUCUCCCGCCACGGGCGAGUGGUGAGGCCAUUCGUGGGCAUCAAGAUGUUGGAGCUGAACGCGUCCAUUGCAGCCCAGCUGAGGGACAGAGACCCCUCCUUCCCCCCGGUCGAUGCUGGCAUCCUCGUCCCCCAGGUUAUUCCUGGCUCACCUGCAGCCAGGGGAGGGCUGCAGCCAGGUGAUGUGAUAGUGGAGUUUGCCGGGCAGCCAGUGACCUCCUCCCGCCAGGUGCUGGACUUGCUGGGAGACAAGGUGGGCGUCAAGGUGCCCCUGGUCGUCAAGAGAGCCAAUGGGAAGACAGUCACUCUCACAAUUGUCACUGAAGAGGCCACACCUGACAUGUGA